Molecule: messenger RNA, 3924 nt
Organism: Phialemonium atrogriseum
Lineage: Eukaryota; Fungi; Ascomycota; Sordariomycetes; Cephalothecales; Cephalothecaceae
Product: Spc98 family-domain-containing protein
Exons: 5
Coding region: 1-3924 (1307 amino acids)
Biological process (GO): cytoplasmic microtubule organization; spindle assembly; meiotic cell cycle
Cellular component (GO): spindle pole; gamma-tubulin complex; equatorial microtubule organizing center
Molecular function (GO): gamma-tubulin binding; microtubule minus-end binding
Source: RefSeq, a predicted model, not a curated record
AUGCCGUCGGGACACAAUGAUCCGAAGUUGCUCUACGCCAUCGAGGGCGUGUCCGCCUACCAUAUUUCCAAUGGCAAGGAGGAGCCGCUAACGCGUGGCGGGCCUCAGACUCUCUCGCUCCUGAUGGUGCCGACGAGCUCUGCGUUCGCCGACCCGGCUCAUGUCGACUCGUUGGGUGGCAAUCCUGAAGAGGACUUCUACCUCCAUUUGCACCUACCUCCUGAGUUGGACCUGCCACUCCCCGCCACAACCCAGAUCUAUCACCAGCCGCCGAGAAGCUAUCUCAUUCCGCGAUGGGAUCUAGGCCCCGACUCUGGCGCCUUCACCCGAAUCGAGUUCCCAUCUGUCGGCAGCCGCAAGGGAUUGCAGGAGGACGUGGAUACCUUUGAGACAAUCCUGGCACAAUGCACCGCGUUCCUCGAGAGGUACCCAGCUCCUAGGACCGGGACCAAAGAAAAGCAAGGCUCAGGGUACGAGAAGGGGGCCAAGGGAACCAAGGCUGGUUCUUCUGAAAAGGACAAGGCAGCUGCAGCAGAUGCGCUCCCAGCCUAUAACCCCGCCGACUUCAAGCCGGGAGAGGCUUACGUGCGGGGGAGUCAUAGCUCUCACCCAGGUGGGCAGAUCGUCCUCAUCGACGAGGAAGACGGAAGCGUGAUCGGCGAGCUCGCCGAUGGUUUCAAUGUUGUGGAGGAUAGUGCUCUGAAGCCCGGGUCCAAAGAUCCGGUUGAGAUUACCCUCUCCACCGAGGGGGGGAAAGAUAUCGCCGUCACCCCAGCGUCGGCCGAGUAUGUGGACAUGGAUAUGCACCCAGCAUACAUGAAAUCAUCCCUGGUUUCCAAUGCCGCUGCAGCAUCUCGGCUCGUCGUUACCACUUCUUCCAUGGUUUCAUCGAUGCUCCAAAGCCAAGCAGAAAACUUCACGCGGAGGACACAGCCGGAUGCCAAGCCGAUGGAAUUCAAGCCUGCCACGCGUGAGCACAUUCGCCGAAUAUACACUUUCACCGGGAACGCGGCCGGGCUUUCCGCAAAGACGGUCAGCCAAAUCGGAAAGGUGGCCCAGAACCUCGGGGCAACGUUCGCGGGACACGGUAGCAAGAGGGGUGGCAAGGGCUAUGGCCCGGACGGGCAGCCUCUGGAGAACUACAAGCCGGGAAUCUUAAACAAGAGCUUCAUGGCGUUCUCGACCGUGGCGGAUGGCAUCGAGCAAGCGGGCAAGCAUCUCCUGACUUCCACAUCGUCGGCUGCCACGACGGUGGUGGCCCAUAAAUGGGGCCCCGAAGCAGGCGAGAUUUCCAGGGGCCUUGGGGAAGGCUUCAAGCACGUCGGUCUAGUGUAUAUCGAUGUUGCCGGGGUGUCGAGAAAGGCCAUCCUCAAGAGCGUCGCCAAGGGUAUGGUUGUGGGUCGCACUGCGGACGGCGGCCAGGUGAUCCCCGCUUUCUCCCGCAACAUGCUCCACGAAAUCCUCCUAUCCCUCUCCGGCCACCCCUCCCCCCUCCUCCGAGCCGCCAGCGCUUCAGGCCCCAAUGGCAUCGGCCCCGGCUCCACCGCAGACAAGGUCCUCUCGCCCCCCGAGCGCGCCCUCCUCGCCUCCCUCGCCCGCCUGAGCGACCUGCACGUCAAGCUGCUGAGCUUCACUGCCCAGAUAGGCGCGUCGCACCCCUCCACCAUCUGCCGGGCCGUCGCCACCGCCAUCGACUCGGCGCACCUCGGCGCCUUCCAGAGGAAGGUGCUCGAGGUCGAGGACUCGAUCCUGCGCGAGGAUGCCGGGCUCGUGGGCGCGUACAACGUUGUCCCGCUCACGGCGGUCGUGGGGGAGUUUGAGCCAUGGACAAGGAGGAUGGAGUGGUUAUGGGACGUUGUGCAGUUCAUGCUGAGGUCCGAGCGGCCGAAGGACACUGGAGCUGCCGGCCAGGCGGCCAGCCCUUGUACGGGAUCGAUGCUUAUUGACCGGUUGAGGGGCGAGCUGCAGACAGGGUACGCCGAUGUCGAACAGACGGCGAGGAGCCUGGUGCGCGUCGGGGAAUUGGCUUGGUUGAAGCAGGUCUCCGCGUGGGUCUUGUACGGCCAGUUGCCGAGCUUCGGCUCUGCCGACUUCUUCGUGCAACGAUCGGAAGAUAGUGACGAGGAGUAUAUAUGUAUUUUCAGUCUCUUGCCGUCCUUUGUAUCCAGGUCGACGGCGGCUUCUAUGUUGUUCAUCGGCCGGUCGCUGAACCGGAUACGGUCCAAAAGCCUAGCGGACUCGGAUUUACAAGGCGCAGAUCAUCUCUCUUCCCAGCUCAAGGAGUUGUCGAAGUUGACCUACCCCUUGGACUCUGCGACAUUCGCGAGAACGAUAACACACAUCCGACAGUUCCUGUCGAGGACCACUCUCCAACGGCUACUACCCCUUUCCAGAGUCAUGGAAAUGUUGAACCUGCUCAGGGACUUCUUCCUUCUCGGCCGUGGCGAGUUUGCCAUGGCCCUGACGCAGCAGGCAGACGAAAAGAUUCGGAGUCGGUGGCGCAGGGCCGACAAUCUCGCAUACGAGAGGCGAGACGGACUCGGCAAUGUCGUCCUCAAAGAGGGCGAAGUGUCAGCAGUCCUUGCAAGGACCUGGGCCGCGUUGGGAUCCAUGCAAGGACAGCAUGCCGAGGAAGACGAGGGCUUGGAGAUGGCACGCGACCUGCUACGGUUAACCCUGGCGAAGUUGAAGCCGACAACCCCAGCAACCCCGGCAACCACUGAAAGGGGUCUGGCUUCUAUCGCACCAACGCCGUUCCGCAAUCUUCUCUUCUCAGUCCCUGCUGUCCUUACUCUUCAGAUACCCUCCCCUUUGGAUCUGUUCAUGAGCCAAUCCGAUCUCCAGACCUACACAGCAAUAAAUUCCUACCUCAUAUCAAUCAGGAGGGCACAUAUUCGGCUCACAGAUCUCUGGAAAGUAACCUCCCUCCGGCGUCACCAUCCGGCCGCCCCAGCACCUCCAUAUGGGAGCUCCAAGGCUGGCCAGGAGAAGGUUCGCCUCUUACGCCAAAGGCGCACGACGCGCGAGAAUGCCAUGCGGAGUGCUUGGGCAACCAGCAGCGCCGCAAUAUUCUUCCUGUCUGAGGUGGAAGGAUAUCUCCAGACCGAGGUUGUUACCGGGCUUUGGGAGGGGUUCCAGAGAUGGAUCAUGACGGGAAGCGACGAGCCGCGCCAGGACACGGCGCAGCUGAAACUGAGGACCGAAUCACCACCCACCCUUGACCGUAGGGAGACCACGCCGAAUCUUGAUGAUGCCGCACAGGACGAGGACAUCUGGCUAGCCACCUCGACAUCUGAGACACCGAGGUCUACCAACCCCGUGAAAAAGCACGACGACAACAACACCCGCCCUCCCAACCGCGGAUCCCAGCUCCACGACCCCCAAUCCCUCACGACGGCCCACCGCGCGUACCUCCGCACCCUCGUGCGGCGGCUGCUCCUCAGCCACCGGCCGUUCACGGACCCGCUGUGCGAGCUGCUCGCGCACAUCGACCGCCUCGUGGCGCUGGUGCACCGCCUCGACGGCAUCUGGUCGUCGGCCGACCUGGAGGCGGACGCGGGCGUCGUGGACGCGUUCGUGGACCACGAGCGCGAGGAGCGCGACGUCAGGGCCGAGAUCGCGGGGGUCGAGGCGGCCGUCAGGAGGGGCGUCGAGGGCGUCGUUGGCGUGCUGAGGGGGCUGGAGGGGGCUGCUGGGGGGGGAUUGCUGGGUCUGGAUGGGGAGGGGGAGGGGGAGUAUGGGGCGAAGGAGGACGGGGACGGCGGCGUGCUUGGGCUCGGGGAGCAGGGCGAGUAUGUCCCGCGCCGGGUCGGCGGGGUGGAUAGGUUGCUGAUGAAGCUGGAUUUUGGGACGUGGUUUGAGUCCGGGAGGAGAGACGGGUCUAGUGACGACGGACUUGAAGACUGGCCGACGCGGCGUCACUGA